Molecule: messenger RNA, 963 nt
Organism: Aspergillus pseudotamarii
Lineage: Eukaryota; Fungi; Ascomycota; Eurotiomycetes; Eurotiales; Aspergillaceae
Product: putative endo-1,4-beta-glucanase
Exons: 1
Coding region: 1-963 (320 amino acids)
Source: RefSeq, a predicted model, not a curated record
AUGCGUCACGUUCAAUCUGCUUCCCUUCUGACGGCCCUCCUCUCGGCCACCAAGGUCGCUGCCCACGGCCAUGUCAGCAACAUUGUGAUCAACGGCGUCUACUACGAGGGAUUUGAUAUCAACUCUUUCCCCUACAUGGGCGAAAAUGCCCCCACUGUAGCCGCCUGGACCACUCCCAACACUGGCAACGGCCCUCUUGCCCCUGAUGACUACUCUUCCCCCGACAUCAUCUGCCACCAGAACGCUACCGCUGGUAAGGGCUACGUCGAGGUUAACGCUGGAGACCGCAUCAGCCUUCAAUGGACCCCAUGGCCCGAAUCUCACCACGGCCCUGUCAUUGACUACCUUGCCCGUUGUGAGCCCAACUGUGCUUCGGUUGACAAGACCUCUCUUGAGUUCUUCAAGAUCGAUGGUGUCGGUAUUGUUGAUGGCUCCAGCGUCCCCGGUGUCUGGGGUGACGACCAGUUGAUCAAGAACAACAACACCUGGCUCGUCGAGAUCCCCAAGUCGAUCGCUCCGGGAUACUAUGUCCUCCGCCACGAGCUGAUCGCUCUUCACUCCGCCGGCACCGAGGGUGGUGCUCAGAACUACCCCUCUUGCUUCAACCUUAAAGUCAACGGUGAUGGUGCUGACAAGCCCGCUGGUGUCGUUGGAACUGAGCUCUACACCCCCACCGGCGAUGGCAUCAUCUUCAACAUCUACCAGGCCGUCUCCAGCUACCCAGUCCCCGGUCCUACCCUCUACACUGGCGCCGCCACUGGAGUCACCCAGGCCACCUCUGCCAUCACCUCGACCGGCACCGCCCUCACUGUUGGCGCCGCUGCUACCACCCCUGCCUCGGGCUCUGGCGCCUCCUCUUCGGCCGCCCCAUCCUCUUCCGCUGCCGCCACUCCCUCUCGCUCUUCUUCGGCUGUUCCCUCUUCUUCGGCUGCUCCCUCCUCUUCUGCUGCUGCCUCCCGCUAA